GAUCGGUCUGCCCACCUGAGAUGAAGUUGUUGUUAAUAAACGUGCAGCAGGGAGAGAUAAACGCUAUAAUCCAGACUAGAUUUGACGCCGGGACGCAGAUUUAUGUGUAGCACUUUAGUCGAAAGCACUUUUGAUAGUUACCAGAUUAAUAUUCUGUAGCUUCCGGUAGUGAUUGUUUUACCUGUCAGCAUGUUACCGUCUACUAGCAGGGUCAAACUUAACAGAGACCUUGUUGGGCUAAAACUGGUGCCGCGGCGGAGACGACCCCCUCAGUCUCUGAAUAAAGUAAAAAACCAAGAGGAAAACCAACUAGUUCCCGAACUAGUUUCACUAAAAGACCCGGCCUCUGUCCUGCACAGCGAAGAAGCCGUGCAAACUUCUGUAAGAGACCAAAUGGGCCCAGAAAAUGUGACAGAAACCAGCUGUAACACCGCUGAAGGGAAGCCGCAGGAGGAUGGUGUAGAGAUUGAUAGAAAUACGCAUCCAUGCCCCACUGGACUUGCUGGUUCGGAAGGCUGUCUGAAACGAGCCAACAGGGCCUCCGGCUGUGGUCUCUGCGGGGACUUUAAAUACAUUCCCCCUCAGCGGAAGGCAUUGGGUAAGCAGGGGCAGAAAAGCAGUUGCCCGGGGCCAGAGAAGCCUAUGGUUAAAGUUAAAAUCAAGAAAGAAAAUGCAGUCACAGAGACUUCAAACAAGAUUAUCAUAUGGAUAGACAAGUAUCCGAAGGUGAUACUUUGUGACAUAGCUCGAAAAUGUGAUGUUCUAAGUCACGACUGUGGCUAUGUGUUACCAGAUGUUCUCAAAACCAAGAGUGUGCAUUGUGUCAAACAGGACAUGAGAGCUGGAUUUCAGUUUGUGCCUGCUUGCUUAGGGCAUAACCAGCACAGAAGUGAGGAAAGUGCUCUGGCUAAAAAUAGAGAGCUUUAUCCCAGAGUUCAGUCUGAGAGGACCGUGUGUCAAUCUCAGAGUCUGACGGAACACCAAAGACACCUAAAAAAACGCACAGAUGCACAGACAUUACAGAGUCAUACCACAUGUCAUUUCCUCAAGAGCUGGACAAAUGAAGGCUCUGCAACCUGUUCUGCUUCUUCCUCACUAGGUGAAUGUACAAAGAAGGGGGAGUGCAGGACUGGCAUGUGGGACACAGAUGUUGAGGAGGAUCCUGGGCCAGAAUCUCGACUGAGAGACAAAAGAGUAAAGCUAGGCAAUGGCGUUAAAGACGGGAUUUUUCCAUCCACUUCAGUUUUUGAGAGCAUCAGUUGCAAAGGAAAAACUGACUCUGAAGAUAAAGAGAAAACUUGCCUUUGGAUGUCUGAUGACAGUUUGGCAUCUGUAGCGCAGGCGAAUGGGGACGGCAGUUCUUUUAGCUCGGCUGUGAAAGAAAACCGAGUUCACAAGAAAGCUCGUGGUGAGAUUGACGAUCCCACGAAAGGAGAUGCAGCAGAUCUGUCCUGUCAGAGUAGCGAUCUGGACAUGGAUGAUGAACUAGAGUCGUUCACCUGCCAGAGAGUGAGGGCGUAUUUCAGAACAGUUACAUUUUCUUGUGCACGCACAUACAUGUCCUGGCCCUUCUCUAACAGUGGCAGGACCCGUAGAGCACAUGCUGGAACCACAAGCUGUCUAGCAGAGCCUGUUGAUCCAUCAGCUAGAGAUAACAGCGACUCUCCAUUAGAUCACAAUCAGCCAAGUUCACCCAGCAACCGAACCAAUGACAUGCCUCCAAAGGUGUUUUCGGGCACAGCCUACCAGGUUUCUCAUCAAAACGAAGAGGAGAGAGAAGAGGAUGGAGAAAGCUUUUUAUCAGAGAGAAAUGGGAAAAGACAAGGUGAUACGUCUUCAUGCUCACCUCACUUUAUGGAGGCUAAAGAAUCAGUUCAGUGUGGAAGAGAGUCUGGCAGUAACACAGCCUCAUCUUUGCCACUUAAUGCACCUGAAACUGGCAGCUCCAUGUCGACCCCUUCCCCUUCAACACUGACUGACUGGGAAACUGUCACGACUUUGUCUGCCAUGUCGUCUCCGUUCACCCAAGGUGGUUUGAGCAGCCGCUCAGCCACGCCGUCCUCUCUCCCGCCUUCAUCGUACCUACUGAAUAAAGUCGAAGGUGUCGAGUUAGCUGAUGCUCAAUCUGGAAGCGCAUCGGUAGCAUCCUCCUCACCCAAAUAUGUGUUCAAAGCUGUGGAAAAACCAUUGUUCUACUGCGAAGAAACCCAAAUGACUUCAUCUUCAUCCUUUGCUCCACCACACAACUCUGAUUCCUUAGAUUCAUAUGCAUCCUCCCUCCUGCUCCCUCAAGAUGAGCAAGAGAGAGACGAUGAACCGCUCACAGGCAGGAGUCCACCAAUACUGGAGCCAUAUUAUAACACAAGCCCCUGUAACCAUGAUCCUGCAGUAAGAAAAGAGAGUUCAGUGAGCAACAACCUCACUGAAAACUGUUUAGAAACAAACCCAACCAACUUUAGGCUUCCACCAAUGCUCUCUCCUGUCACUUCACCACACGGACACUCAGCGAGAAGCCGACUGCCUCAAAGCCAACGCUGUUCAAAUAAACAGCAUGGGGAGGAAAUAUACAAAGACACCAGCAAACACAAAAUAUUACCUGGAUAUCGCAUGCCACGAAUUGUUAAUGAAAACUACGAGGAUUUUCUUGAACAUGGUAGUGAAGAAAUGGAAGGAGCCUCCAGAACUCCAACUAUUUCUUCAGUGGAACCUCAUUCGCCUCCAAGCUGUGAUGAAGAUGUGGAUGGUGAUGAUGGUAAUGAAGAGGAAAGCCAGGAUGAAGUGGACUACAAAGAUAAUGUGGAGCAGGGUAACAGAAAACCACAAGUUCCCUCGGACGCUAAAAUGAAAGCAACCCUUAGCUCAGGUGCUCUGACAGAACCUUGCUCCUCUCCCAGCAGCGAUGAAGAUGAUGGUGGAGCUUUCAGUGAUGAGGGAGUAAAGGGAUUAAAUCCAUCUGAAAUGGCAGGCGGUGAAAGUGAUGAAACGGAUGCAGAGGCAGCUUAUGAUACUCGGGACAGCGUUCUGGAUGAGUUUGCAGCUUUUGAACAGGAUAUCCUGCUUGUUGAUGUGAUCCAGGAUGACCCAGAGCUCUUUGAAAGUAUGCCCAAGGAAAGUUUGCUGAAACUGGGGCCAACCAGGGUUACUGCGGCCCCUAAAACCAGAUUGGUAAAAAUACAGCCGCCAAGGAUAGAUGUGGCAUCACUGGAUUUAAAACAAAGAUCGACCCCAGUUUAUUUUAAGUGUGACAGCCCUGAUAGCACAGAGGAGAGCAGAUCAUGGAGACCUCAGUGUAGCAGCACCUCUCCUAAAAUGCAAAGAAACUCAUGGCCUGCUACAGAAACACAUAUCAAAAACAUGGGUUGUCCUGAUGCCAACAACAAUCAUGUAAACGGAGUCCUGGAGAGGAGCAAACCCAUCCAAAGAGUGAACUCCCUGCAUAAUCUCAUCCCUCCAAUUAUGGAUCUAAGAAAUGGGCCGUGGAGCACAAACCCAGCAAACGUGACAGAUUUCAGGCGCCAGAAAUCUAACGCUUACUGCAGGCAGUACUUCAGUGAGUCUCUGUCCUGUGGUUUCAAGAUGUGUCGCUUCCAGCAUGUUCCUGUGGAGGGGGACGAGAAGUUGUGCAUUGAAACUGUGACACGCUUCACCAAAAAUCCAAUGUGUCUUCAAAAAGCAGGCGCUGUGUUUACAGGCUACUACCAGAACAACCCACCAGGAGUCUACUUCUCCAUGACGGUCCUCCUGGCUCUGCUCUGGUCUCUGCUCAAAGCCGGUAUGGUGUCUGAUGUCUUCUCAGUCCUCAGCGUCAGUUUAGCCCACAGGAUUGUGCCUGGCCAUGAGUUCCUGUUGGCUCUCUUUAACAUCGUGAGAGAAAAAGGUCUCGUGGGUUUUGUUCCUGAACUCAUGCAGCUCAUAUUCAAGAUGGCCAAUGCAGGCCUGGUGCUGAGUUUGGACUGCCUUGAUUGUGUGAAAAACACUCCUGAGUUCCAGCAGACAGUCAAUCCAAACUCACUUGUUUUAGGGUCUGAUAAUCACAAGUUGUCCAGCAGCACACCCCUUCCAGAGUACCUGUCUUUGGCCCAUUCCAUUGUGGAAAUAGAGCUUUGUACCAAGCAAGAGGACUGGAGGCGGAUGGGGGAGGUUUUCAGAUCCAUCUGCCAAUCCAGCAAACAGAACAACCAAGCGGGGCGAAUCAGCGGCCGCAUCGCCAUCGCGCUGCUGUCUCAGAGCAAAGACAAGCUGGCACUGCCCUUUGCUGCCUUCGCUGAGACCGUGUGUCAGAGUCAGAAUGAAGGUGAGGAGAGCCUGAUGAGAAGUCUUUUAGGCAGAAUUGGAGUCUCUCUCAUGUUAAGAUACCACAAAACGCAUCAAUGGGCCAAGGGUCGGAGGGUGGUGGAAGUGCUGUCCCAUUCAAAAGUCAACUACUCGACACUGAAGGGUUUGUUUGGGAAUGAGGAUGGAGCAUCACGUUGCUACCUGGUCACCGUGGCAACGGAGCUCUUCCUCCUGAGUGGCAGCUUGGAAGGAGCUCUAAACACACUCCGAGAAAACAAAUGGUUCCUAAGUUCGUCCUCCUGGCCGUGUAAGCCUGCUGACCUGGAGAGUCGCACUCAUGUGUUGAUGCGUCUGGCUGAGAAAACGUCUCACAGAGGAGCGCUGGAGGUCCUCGGUAAUCUGCCUGGACUCAAAGAGCCAAACGACUCGGUCGAUAUCUCCAAGUACGCUCCUCUGUUUAACUCUCAGCUGCAAGUGUGUCUGGACAAACAGAUCCUUCCUGUAGCUUCAGACACGGUGGACUUCAUGCUGUCUAGAAAACUGCCAGUUGAACAAGCUUUGCUGCAGAUGCUUUUGCAAAAACUGGGCAAGCAGAACCUCUGGCUCCGGGCACGGGAAGUCUUCAGACACUCUCUGAGUGAAGGCUACUACCCAGGAGUGUCUGCUCCUCCUGGUUUCAUGGCGCUGAGCGUCCCGUGUCGACUAGGGGAGGUGGAGCUGGCUAUCACCAUGGAGAUGUUCAUCACCGUCAAUGCUACGGGCAUCUUCCACAUUUCAGAGGCCGCCACUUCCUCUCUCCGCAUCACUCUCAAAAGGACUCAGAGCUGUGAGAGCGAGUACCUCUCCGCCGGCAGCCGCAUCCUGUCUGCAGCCUGCAUCCCUCAGCCCAAACUAUCCGUUCACUACACGGCAGUGAACUCGUCACAAGAACAAGUGUUCACUCUGGACGUUUCCUCCGCUCGAUGCUGGCUCCGACACAACCAUCUGUGGGCCAAUGAGGUGUGGACACACUGAGCCAAACAGUUAUUCCUCUGCUGUACCUGGAAGUACUUAACUUUCCUUUCUAUGAAACUGUUCCAGAGAACACAGUUGACUCUGUUUAAACAACCAAUGAAAUCAGGAAAUAGAACGGAUGUGUUUUUCUGUUGACUGUACGUUUGUAACACAUGGUCGUAUUUCAAUUCAGCCUUUGACGAAGAAGCAGAAGAUCACAACCAAAGACUGACGCCACAACUUAAUAAUUACAUUUUUAUUUUCACAAAAACGUAAUUUUGUUUCAAUCUGUUUAAUAAUGUUAAGUUGUUUCCUGAAGAGUUCUUUUAGCAAAUUUGUCUUUACUCAGUGUUUGUAUGAUUUACUAUUUGAAAAAAAGAAGUAAGUCAAUUGGGGAACAGAGUCUAGCAUCUUUUUGUCAGGUUGUUGUUACAGGUAUUUAGAUUUCAUUUCAAACAACAUUGUAAAUAACUUCCGAGUGUAUAUAGGUCUAUAUUUAUGAUGGUGUUAAGUCUUUGACAGUAUUAUGUUGCUGCGUUAUCUUACUGAUUGUCAAAACCUCAAUUGUUGCUUGUUGAAGAGCUUUUGUUUGUAUGAAGUUUUUAUAAAAAAAACAAAAAAGACAAAAACAUUGUUCUGCUCCUAAAAGUUUGACUGUUGUGUUUCUUCACCAAAGGAAAAAAACAUCGUAAAACGAAUGUUUUCUGAAAGGAAAGUUAC
This is a messenger RNA of Centropristis striata (black sea bass), 5988 nucleotides long. It is a transcript of the gene topaz1, whose product is annotated as testis and ovary specific TOPAZ 1. NCBI's taxonomy places the organism in Eukaryota, Metazoa, Chordata, Actinopteri, Perciformes, Serranidae. The record is from RefSeq and is a predicted model, not a curated record. Gene Ontology annotation, biological process: spermatid development; spermatocyte division. The transcript has 20 exons. The coding region runs from base 190 to 5289 and encodes 1699 amino acids.